GGAGGUAUUCUCGCGACAUUUGCCGGCCGCCCGGCUUGCACUGCGGCGUUUCCCGCGCGGGCUACCUCGGUUCCCGGGCGUACGGCGCGGCCUGUCCUACCGCCGCCGGCGCCGCGGCCGUCAUGGGGUUCCUGAAACUGAUUGAGAUCGAGAACUUUAAGUCGUACAAGGGUCGACAGAUUAUCGGACCAUUUCAGAGGUUCACCGCCAUCAUUGGACCCAAUGGCUCUGGUAAGUCAAAUCUCAUGGAUGCCAUCAGCUUUGUGCUAGGUGAAAAAACCAGCAACCUGCGGGUAAAGACCCUGCGGGACCUGAUCCAUGGAGCUCCUGUGGGCAAGCCAGCUGCCAACCGGGCCUUUGUCAGCAUGGUUUACUCUGAGGAGGGUGCUGAGGACCGUACCUUUGCCCGUGUCAUUGUAGGGGGUUCCUCUGAGUACAAGAUCAACAACAAAGUGGUCCAACUACAUGAGUACAGUGAGGAAUUAGAGAAGUUGGGCAUUCUCAUCAAAGCUCGUAACUUCCUCGUUUUCCAGGGUGCUGUAGAAUCUAUUGCCAUGAAGAACCCCAAAGAGAGGACAGCUCUAUUUGAAGAGAUAAGUCGUUCUGGGGAGCUGGCACAGGAGUAUGACAAGCGAAAGAAGGAAAUGGUGAAGGCUGAAGAGGACACACAGUUUAAUUACCAUCGCAAGAAAAAUAUUGCGGCUGAACGCAAGGAAGCAAAGCAGGAGAAAGAAGAGGCUGACCGCUACCAGCGCCUGAAGGAUGAGGUAGUACGAGCUCAGGUACAGCUGCAGCUCUUUAAGCUUUACCAUAAUGAAGUGGAAAUUGAGAAGCUCAACAAGGAACUGGCCUCUAAGAACAAGGAGAUCGAGAAGGACAAGAAGCGUAUGGACAAGGUGGAGGAUGAGCUGAAGGAGAAGAAGAAGGAGCUGGGCAAAAUGAUGCGGGAGCAGCAGCAGAUUGAGAAGGAGAUCAAGGAGAAGGACUCAGAAUUGAACCAGAAGCGGCCUCAGUACAUCAAAGCCAAGGAGAACACCUCCCACAAAAUCAAGAAGCUGGAAGCAGCCAAGAAGUCCCUGCAGAAUGCUCAGAAGCACUAUAAGAAGCGUAAAGGUGACAUGGAUGAGCUGGAGAAGGAGAUGCUGUCAGUGGAGAAGGCCCGGCAGGAGUUUGAAGAACGGAUGGAAGAAGAGAGUCAGAGUCAGGGCAGAGAUUUGACCUUGGAGGAGAAUCAGGUGAAGAAAUACCACCGGUUGAAAGAAGAAGCCAGCAAGAGAGCAGCUACCCUGGCCCAGGAGCUAGAGAAAUUCAAUCGAGACCAGAAAGCUGACCAGGACCGUCUGGAUCUGGAAGAACGGAAGAAAGUAGAGACAGAGGCCAAAAUCAAGCAAAAGCUGCGGGAAAUUGAAGAGAAUCAGAAGCGGAUUGAGAAACUGGAGGAAUACAUCACCACUAGCAAGCAGUCCCUAGAAGAGCAGAAGAAGUUAGAGGGGGAGCUGACAGAGGAGGUGGAGAUGGCCAAGCGGCGUAUUGAUGAAAUCAAUAAGGAGCUGAAUCAGGUGAUGGAGCAGCUAGGGGAUGCCCGCAUUGACCGCCAGGAGAGCAGCCGCCAGCAGCGAAAGGCAGAGAUAAUGGAAAGCAUCAAGCGCCUUUACCCUGGCUCUGUGUACGGCCGCCUCAUUGACCUGUGCCAGCCCACACAAAAGAAGUAUCAGAUUGCUGUAACCAAGGUUUUGGGCAAGAACAUGGAUGCCAUUAUUGUGGACUCGGAGAAGACAGGCCGGGACUGUAUUCAGUAUAUCAAGGAGCAGCGUGGGGAGCCUGAGACCUUCUUGCCUCUUGACUACCUGGAGGUGAAGCCUACAGAUGAAAAACUCCGGGAGCUGAAGGGGGCCAAGCUAGUGAUUGAUGUGAUUCGCUAUGAGCCACCUCACAUCAAAAAGGCCCUGCAGUAUGCUUGUGGCAAUGCCCUUGUCUGUGACAACGUGGAGGAUGCCCGCCGCAUUGCCUUUGGAGGCCACCAGCGCCACAAGACAGUGGCACUGGAUGGAACCCUAUUCCAGAAGUCAGGAGUGAUCUCUGGUGGGGCCAGUGACCUGAAGGCCAAGGCGCGGCGCUGGGAUGAGAAAGCAGUAGACAAGUUGAAAGAGAAGAAGGAGCGCUUGACGGAGGAGCUGAAAGAGCAGAUGAAGGCAAAACGGAAAGAGGCAGAGCUGCGUCAGGUGCAGUCUCAGGCCCAUGGACUGCAGAUGCGGCUCAAGUACUCCCAAAGUGACCUAGAACAGACCAAGACACGACAUCUAGCCCUGAAUCUGCAGGAAAAAUCCAAGCUGGAGAGUGAGCUAGCCAACUUUGGGCCUCGCAUUAAUGAUAUCAAGAGGAUCAUUCAGAGCCGAGAGAGGGAGAUGAAAGACUUGAAGGAGAAGAUGAACCAGGUAGAGGAUGAGGUGUUUGAAGAGUUUUGUCGGGAGAUUGGUGUGCGCAACAUUCGGGAGUUUGAGGAAGAGAAGGUGAAACGGCAGAAUGAAAUCGCCAAGAAGCGGUAGGUGGGAGGAUUGGUAGAAGAGAUUGGGAUG
Piliocolobus tephrosceles (Ugandan red Colobus) is the source of this 2576-nucleotide messenger RNA. RefSeq names its product structural maintenance of chromosomes protein 1A. Gene Ontology annotation, molecular function: ATP binding; ATP hydrolysis activity; protein binding. Bases 123 to 2546 code for a protein of 807 amino acids. Lineage: Eukaryota; Metazoa; Chordata; Mammalia; Primates; Cercopithecidae. Gene Ontology annotation, cellular component: nucleus; meiotic cohesin complex; chromosome. Gene Ontology annotation, biological process: sister chromatid cohesion. The record is from RefSeq and is a predicted model, not a curated record. The transcript is spliced from 15 exons.